AUGCGAGCAUUUAACCCGCUGCUAUGUCGGUCCCUCGUUAGACAUCGAGCGUUCAACAAGACUGCAGCAAGUCUAUGUCGCUUUUCGACCUCGUCAAAUCUCCAGCAGCAAGCAGCGCGCGACCAAAUCGAUGGGCAGGACACAGCUCGUCGUAUCGAGCCACUUGGCCUAGCUCGCAUCAUACAAUCACACAUCAAGGCGCAUGGACCAAUGACGCUGCCACGAUAUAUCGCGUUCUGCCUCUCACAUCCGACGCUCGGCUAUUACACUCGACUACGGCAAGCUGAAACGAGCGCUGUCAUUGGUCGGAAGGGCGACUUCGUAACCAGCCCCGAGAUUUCGCAGAUAUUCGGAGAGCUCAUCGCGGUCUGGCUGCUCAAUCAAUGGCAGACACAAGGUUCGCCUGCACGAACUAGACUCGUCGAGCUCGGACCCGGAACAGGGACACUGAUGCAAGACAUCCUCAGGACUUUCAGCAGCAUCAAGACCUUUGCUUCAACGCUCGAAGAAGUCCAUCUCGUCGAAACAUCCCAAUACAUGAUCGGUCUACAGCGGGAGAAGCUACAGCAGCUUAUCGAGGCGCUUGGUGUCAAGCUACACUGGCACGACAGGCUCGACGGCAUUGCGCCGGAUCCACAAGUCUUCACAAUGGCAAUCGCGCACGAAUUUUUUGAUGCCUUGCCGGUAAUGCUUUUUGAGAAGCUUGAAGAUGGCCUGCGGGAGGUCUAUGUCGACUUUACAGACAAAGAGGAGGCUUCAGCAACCUUUCACCUGGCGCUGUCGCCGUCGCCGACGUUCACGUCGACGAUGUACAGCACGCAGGAGCGGUUUGCUAAGCUACCGACGGGUACCCGUAUCGAACUCUGUCCGGACGCGUUACUUAUCGCCGCCCAGCUAGCGAAACUCGUUUCCGCGCAUCCGACCGAUACGGCGCCGACGCCGCUGAUCGAGGCCAAACUCAAGGCAGGCGGCGCAGCCCUCAUCAUCGAUUAUGGUGACGACCACUAUUUCAGCGAUUCUCUUCGAGGCUUUCGCAAGCAUGAAGUCGUUGACUGCUUUACCGAUCCCGGCAACACCGAUCUGACAGCCAACGUUGACUUUUCAUGGAUCAGAGAGUCCAUUCAGCCGUAUGCAACGUGCUCGCGUACACAAACACAACGGUCGUUCCUGCUCGCGCUCGGCCUGGGCUUAAGACUCGAGCGCUUACUUCAGACUGCGACAGAUGACCGAGCAGAACAGAUGAUUGCCUCGGCAGAAAGACUCGUCGACACGUCUGGCAUGGGCAAGCAGUACAAGGUUGUCGCGAUUACAUCGAAGCAGAACGCAGAAGAGCCCUUCCCAUUUUCGCUGGGCGAAGUGGAGACACAUUAG
Mixia osmundae IAM 14324 is the source of this 1371-nucleotide messenger RNA. RefSeq lists its product as uncharacterized. Gene Ontology annotation, molecular function: protein-arginine omega-N symmetric methyltransferase activity. Gene Ontology annotation, biological process: mitochondrial respiratory chain complex I assembly. NCBI's taxonomy places the organism in Eukaryota, Fungi, Basidiomycota, Mixiomycetes, Mixiales, Mixiaceae. Bases 1 to 1371 code for a protein of 456 amino acids. Gene Ontology annotation, cellular component: mitochondrion. The record is from RefSeq and is a predicted model, not a curated record. The transcript has 9 exons.